AUGCCCAAUCACGUUCACCCCGUCUUCGUCAAACACAUCCAAGAGGUAGAGCCCAGCGCAUCCGUCUCUCUCUCCAAGUGCCCCCCAAUCCUAUCUUCAUCCGGGGCAGGCUACAUCGGCAAGAUAGGCUCUCCCACCGAAGAAGAACAGUAUGUCGGCGAGGCAGAAUCCCUCAAGGCUAUGAACAUUGCAGCACCAGGUCUCGCUCCUCGGCUCAUCGCCUGCAGCGUAAUUGACAAGCAAUUCGCGGAGCUAGACAGCGAGAUCGGGAGGCCAUACUUCCUCUCAGAGUAUAAAGAUAUGGGCUCUCUCUCCGAUAGCUCUGCCAAGAUCCUCGGAAAGAGACUUGCAACCGAAAUACACACAUAUAAGAGCACCAUGGGAUUUGGAUUCCAGGUUCCUACAUUCUGCGGCAACACAAAGCAGCAGAAUGGUUGGUUCAGCUCUUGGGAGGAAUGCUACGACGCGCUCAUUGGAGGCCUCUUGGAUGCCCUCAGGAAGAAAGGAGGCUACGAGAGUCUCUUCAAGCAGGGUGAGGAAGUCAGGAAGCGCGUGAUUCCUGCACUGCUAGGAUCCCUCGUCAUUCAGCCAGUCCUUCUGCACGGCGAUCUAUGGAGUGGAAAUACGGGGACAGAUAGAAAAACCGGUCAACCGGUCAUAUUUGACCCUUCGUCAUAUUUCGGACACAACGAAGCAGACCUAGCAAUGGCACGAAUUUUUGGAGGCAUCUCCGCUGCAUUCUUCGAAGCGUAUCACGAAAACCUUCCAAAAUCAGAUCCAGAGGAUCAGUAUGAGCUUCGAGGAGACUUGUAUGAACUGUAUCACUACUUGAAUCAUACUGUCCUUUUCGGUGGAACAUAUGCCAGAAGUGCAAGACAGAAGAUGGACAGACUUCUAAGGGCAAUUCCUUGA
This is a messenger RNA of Fibroporia radiculosa, 912 nucleotides long. RefSeq lists its product as uncharacterized. Bases 1 to 912 code for a protein of 303 amino acids. The transcript has 5 exons. The record is from RefSeq and is a predicted model, not a curated record. Lineage: Eukaryota; Fungi; Basidiomycota; Agaricomycetes; Polyporales; Fibroporiaceae.